Pocillopora meandrina is the source of this 3867-nucleotide messenger RNA. The record is from the annotation of a GenBank genome assembly. Lineage: Eukaryota; Metazoa; Cnidaria; Anthozoa; Scleractinia; Pocilloporidae.
CGCAUAGCAUUUAAAAGGUCACUUGCUUUUAAGACACGAAUAUUCUUAUGAUUUUUAACCAAUGAAAUGGUUCCCCGACAGAACCAUGUCUUACCCUGCGAAAAAUGAGCAAUUCAUAACUUAAGUUUUGAGGCACCGAUAUACAUUUUCAUAAUUUUAAAAGAAGAGGAUGGUACACUGAGAGAGUAAUGUCUUUCUUCGCUCCUAUCCAUUUAGGUCCACCUCCACGUCGUGCGAUGUCAAAUGGUAAGUAGUAUUCAAAGACUGCUUGUUGCAGUAAACUUGGGGAGAAUGCAACUUAAUUAAAAGACAAAAAGCGUAUUGCGUUUAUAACGUUCAACAUGAAAAUUUGUUGAGAAUUUCUUAUUCUAAUUACCAUUGAACAAAAAAAACAAGGUUGAUGACUUCAUGUGGUUUGUGCUAUGCUAAGAAUAUUGUAAGGAGCAGUUUGCAUAAAAACCUCAAUCCAUUCAACAGUGGCCUGUAAGGGGAAUCAUCUUCCGCGACCUCAUGCUAUUUGACUGCGACUUUUUUUUCACACGUGACUUCUUCUUGAGUGCCUUAAGAUUGCUUCUUGCAGUAAACUUAUGGAGAAUGCAACCUAAUUAACAGACAAAAAACGCAUUGCGUUUACAAGUUUGAAUCGAGUUAGAUGAAGAUCAUACAAUGAGAGAAAAGUAUAAUUUUUUCUAAAUUAAAACUUAAAGGAGGUCUAAACUGACCAAAAAUUCAUUUGGUUUUUUAAGACACCAAUAUUCUUACGAUUUUUAAACAAUGAAAUGGUACCCUGACAGAACCAUGUCCUUCUCUGCAUCUAUCUCUCUAAAUGAAAGUUCCUCUAUCUUUGAAGAUGUUAUUCACUCUACUAGAGUCUAUGAGGGUAAGUUGUAUUUAUAAACGACUUCUUACAGCCCGAAACCGUAACCUGCAAACGCUUUUUUCAAGCUUUUUUGAAAGACGCAUGAAAUGCAGAGCAUCGUAAUAUGAGAACAAAACAAUUGGAAAAUGUCGCAAUUAUGUAUCUGCCGAAACGUCCAACAUGAAAAUUUGUUAAGAACUCGUUACUCUAACCACAAUUGAACAGAAAAAAACGAUUUUGAUGACUUCAAAUGAAUGUUGUAAGGGGCUGUUUGCAUAAAAACUUCAAUCCAUUCGACGAUGGCUCGGAAGGGGAAUCGACUUCCGCGACUUCUUGCUUUUCGACCGCCGCCUUUUUUUUCUAUUCGCGACUUCUUCUUGAGUGCCUUAAGACUGCGGGCUCACCUAAAAAAGCGGUCAGAAAAUGCGAUGCAGGAAGAUAAUCUGGAAAAACACAAUGACAGUCCAGUGGAAAAGAAAACAAAGAUCAAGAUGGCUGCAAAAAAAGCACACCCAUUGAGUAUUCUUUUUUAAAUGGCCACCCAGCAGUCCACUGCAAAAUACAAUAAAAAUUAACAGAUUGAUAAUAAAGCGCGGGUUUUGAAAAAGUCGCUGAUGGAGAGAAGAAUUGCGUAUGGAUAAAAAGAGAAGUAAAAUUAGAAAAAAGGGGUCGCGAGAGAAAAAAAAAAAAGAAGUCGCGGAAGAAAGAAAUAAUUCGUAGAAGAAAAAGUCUUUUUCCCGUCGAUUUUUUUUUGAACUUGCACAUCUUGGCCGGGAAAAGGAGGCUAUUUAUUAUCUAACUGAGAAAGGAAUUAGGCUCGGUGGAAGCGAGAGUGGGAGAGCUUCUCUCUACUACAUUAUUUCUUGUUACACCCCAUCAGUAGGCUAAUUAUUUUUUAGUUCCUGGAAUUCGGAAGAGAACGUUUGGUAAAUACCAAUUGACCACUUUGGGCUCGUGUUUUUGGAUUGGACCUCCUCGCUGUCCACUGUAAUUCCGAAAAAAAAAACAUUAACAAUGGAACCGGUAAUAACUUUAGGACUGUCGUAUAUAUUCUUUUCCUCUUAGGUUAUCUUGGUUUCAAGGAAGAAGAAGGUUACAAGGCCAAUCUUGUCAACGCCGUUGAAUCGGAUCCAGAAUGGAGAUCAGGUGGAACAACAUUACAAGGCCAAAGCACACAACGGUUUAUCAAGGCUGAACCAAUCAGAGUGGAUCCUUCAAAGAAGAUUGAGUUGGUUCUCAGGCUUGUGGCAAGGUAACACUUAAGUAUGCGUUUUGAGGGCAAGUGAACUGUUUCAAAGUAUUUGAUGCAUUAAUAGUUUUAAUUUAGAUCUGCUACGGUCCGGAAGAUAGUUUUUUAAGCUUUACUCUAAUUAAUAAUCAGUCAUGGUUAACUUUUCGCGGACGCUUUGCAUGGUUAACGACCGUAUGGACAAAAAUCACCUCGCUAGGGAUCAAAUUUACGCCUUUUUCAUCCAAAACAAUCGAUGGAAAGCAACCUUAUUUUUAUUUUUUUUGUUUUGGGUGUCACAUUGUGCAACUUGUUCUCCAACAAGCUUCUUUUGAAUCAUAAGGAUCGCUAACUGUAAAGAACCUUUUCUCACUCUUACUCUGCGGGCCAACAAGCCUCUCAACUAAGGCUAAACACCAAAAUUUAUUGAACCAGCUUGGCUAGUAUUUUUAUGUUGGGUAUCGUGAAGGGGUCCACAGAUACAAGAUGAGCUUCCGAUGUCGUUUUGUUGUGUUGUCUAAAGCAAUUUGUUUCCUUUUUGGGUAUUUCUUUGUUUUCAGAGAGGGAGAAGAAGGUCUCAAGUUCCCCGAAGGCAAGUGCACUCCGUUGUCAACUCUGAUUCCACCAGCUGUCCAAGAGUAGAGCAUAGACUGGGUCGGUGUCUAUGCAAUGAUUGACUGUUAGAUAGCUUUAGAUAGAGUAACCUACAGAGUGACUACUGGAUUCACUUUGACGAACUUAUGUCUAAACUGGAUAGUUGUGAAAAUAAACCACAUCGCGCUGAUUUUGUACGACCACCUGGUUAAAGACCGUUGAAAAUAAGUUGCAUUACUUAAGCUAGUCGUGGUCAAAAACAAACAAACAAACAGUGGAAAAGUUUGAGGCAUGUUUCUGCUAUUUUUUCUCUCUGACUCUCUGGUGUGGUUAUUUUAUUUUGUUAUCUGAAAAUAGUCAAAUCAGAGGAACGUGAAAGGAUUUCAUCAGUGUGCCUUUCGCUUUACAUGAAUGUUCAUCUAGUAAUUUUCUUAGAAAUGUGAUCGAAGAAAUGACUCGAAAAACUGAUGUAAAAAUAGCUCUAUUAUGGGCACAUUGGCAAAAUAGUCCUUAUAAUGAACGAGCCAGUUAGAAUACUAUAUAAGCGCCCUAUAGCUAUGGAUCACAGCGAAGAUGCACGCCGCGCGCUUAACUUCCAAUGUAUCAUCAGUGAUGUGAGGUUUGUGUUUUUCGAGAACAGCAUAGAGUAAAUUGAAACUGAGAAAUUUUGUUCGUUAUGUAUUGUACAGUAACUCUGUUAUGAACUGUAACAGUUGGGAAGCACUUUGUUGCUUUAUAACAUCAUUCCUAAAUCGGUGGAAUGAAGGUAAUCUUGCAUAAUUUUGUUUUAAAUCGAUUUACAUGAUGUACACGUUGUACCAAAAGUUCUCUUUUUAACAUUUUUAAAUUUAUUGACUCUCUGAAUAUUUGCAAAGUAAUGAAAAUCAGAUCAAGAGGAUCUUCGUGUACUGUUUGUAUGUGACCUGAGUAAUUUCCUUUUCAACUAAAGAAAAGUGCCAGUGUUUAAAACUGCUAUACAAGGUUGAAUGUGUUCGAUAAUGUUGAUAUAAAUCUAUGAUCGUGCGAUCGUACCGAGCCGCCAUAUUUGUUUUGCUAGUCGACAUUUUCAAAGCUCGCGCCACAUUUCCGUCCAGAUCUCGCGCGGUCAAAAAACCCGAUUCGUCACCGGCGAUGAGGGACCAACAACCUGUAGUACAGCUAUGUCAACCCCAUGGAUACUGAGAAG